Gracilinanus agilis (Agile Gracile Mouse Opossum) is the source of this 648-nucleotide messenger RNA. Its product is annotated as low-density lipoprotein receptor class A domain-containing protein 1-like. Gene Ontology annotation, cellular component: plasma membrane. The record is from RefSeq and is a predicted model, not a curated record. Gene Ontology annotation, molecular function: protein binding. The coding region runs from base 1 to 648 and encodes 215 amino acids. NCBI's taxonomy places the organism in Eukaryota, Metazoa, Chordata, Mammalia, Didelphimorphia, Didelphidae. The transcript has 5 exons.
AUGGGAUUAAUCUGUGUGUCCACCAGUACAGACCAAAAUCCUGCAACUUCACUAUUCUUGAAUGAAGAUCUUGUAUUUGAGUCCAAGGAACAAAUCCAAAAAAACUGGUACCUUCCCUCUAAGAGAUGGCUCCUCAUUUCCUGCGCAGCAUUCCUUGUACUUGGCAGUAUCGCAGCAGUGCUGAGUCUUUUGAUAACCUUUGGUAUACCUGUGAAACCUACAAGCUCAUCAUAUCGGCAGUGUAAAAUGGCUUCAAAGCAGCUUGGCUUUUUGUGUGAUGAUCUCACCACCUGCAUACCACCGUCCCUGCUUUGCAAUAGAAAGCUAGAUUGCAGUCAUGGAGAAGAUGAAUCCAAAGCAUAUUGUGGUCAAAUACCCAGCAGUCUACCUCAAAAUUUGAUAUUUAAGUGUCCUAACUGGAAGACAUGGACUUAUAUAGACAAAGUCUGCGACAUGAGGAAUGACUGUGGAGACUGUUCAGAUGAAUCAGGUCUGCAGUGCUCAACUUGUUCUGGCUGGAGAUGCAAUACUGUUUUCUUUGCUGAUUGUGACUGCAUUCCCAGAGCACGCUGCAAAGAUGGUGUACAAGACUGUGCUGACUGGAGCGAUGAAAACACAUGUGUACAGACUAAUUUCACCAAUCUAUGA